GUUCUCCGCUUUUUCUCUCCAGAAACUCUCUCUCUCUCUCUAGAAACCCUCAUCCGAUGGAGGCCACAGGCAGCGGCGCGCUUCUCCAGCGAGUCCGGGUGCCUCUACGGAGGCCCACCGGCGAUGGGGGUCUGAUGUCGGUGAAGGAUCGGCCGAUGAGUGUGAAGAUGGGCGAUGGGUUCAAAGAUCAGGGGCAUCUACGGUAUUACGCAUCGUCCACGUCGAGGUGUGGGUUGAAAAAGGAGGAGAAGAGGAAGAUGAAGCUGGUGAAGGGAUUGGAGAAGGAUCUCUCUGCUUUGUAUUCCAUGGGUUUUGGUGUUGAGAGGGGCGAGGGGAUUGCUGGUGAAGUCAAAGAUCAAAUUAUGUCGGAAGCAGCAGAGGUUCUGCUAGCCCAGCUGACCAAACUCCGAGCCGAAGCAAAAGAGAUGAAGAUCAAAAGAAAACAAGAGAAGGCUGCAAUGAAGGCUGCAAAGAUGGCGGCGAAGGUGAAAAAUCGAGCAGACGAAAGCUCAUCAAGUUCAUCUGAAUCAAGCUAGGCCGUUAAGAUCCGAACUCCCAAAACUGCACCCUUAGAUCCAAUUACAGCACCAUCACCAGCAUUACAACAAAUUGACAAAAUCGAAAACCCGAUAACAGUACCACCAGAGCGCUGCAGUAGCCAGAUUGAGGUGUGCAUGGGAGGAAAAUGCAAGAAAUCGGGGGCGAUGGAAUUGAUGGCGGAGUUUGAGAAGAAGGUGGGGAUUGAGGGCGCUGUGGUGGGAUGCAAGUGCAUGGGCAAGUGCCGCGAAGGGCCUAAUGUUCGGUUCAUGAAUCAGCGGCCCGCAGUUGUCGCCGGAGAUGGGCCAUUGAAGGCUGGCAAGGGUCCACUGUGCAUUGGCGUUGGGCUGGAGGAUGUUGGUUCCAUAGUGGCUGAUUUCUUCGGAGAGAGGAAAGAGGGUUUAGGAUUCGUUGCUGCCUAAUGAUUUAGUCAUGAUUCUGAGUUGUUCAGUUUUUUAGAGGGUACUAUAUGUGGGUUUAUGCGUAGUGCUUUAAUUGAGUUUGGGUCUAUGAUUUCUUGCUGUGUAAUGUUCUUGCAACUGUAAAUAGUUAAGGGUGUGAAUAUGUUGUUUUGGAUGUAGCUUAGGUUAAUAAAACUACAAUUUCAGUUGAA
Messenger RNA from Asparagus officinalis (garden asparagus), 1150 nucleotides. RefSeq names its product diacylglycerol O-acyltransferase 3, cytosolic. The record is from RefSeq and is a predicted model, not a curated record. Lineage: Eukaryota; Viridiplantae; Streptophyta; Magnoliopsida; Asparagales; Asparagaceae.